AAGCAAUGGUGCAAAUGUGCCUUUAUUCUUUCCUCUACUCUGUCACACUAGUCCCUUGUGUCAAAUUCUCUACCCCUACAUGCUACAUCAUUCUUUCUCCAACUUUUCACUAUCUUGUUCCAAUUUCUUCACAACACAAUGGCUACCGUUGUCAAUUUCUCCGGCAAAACCACGAGUCGGAGAAUUUGCCUCAAACCAAUGGCAGGACCAGGACCAGGACCAGCCAUUGGUUCCUUGGCUAUCAAAAGAGCAUGCCAAUUGCCCCUCAGCAGAACAAAUACUCUGCAACAUUGCAUCUAUAUGACAAGGAAGGCACAAGAUAGACUAUUGAAUGAGCACAGGGUGUCUCCUGCAUUAGCAGCAACGAGAAACUCAGACAUUUUUCCGGGAUCUCCUUCUCCUUCUCCUUCUCCAUCGGACACAAUCAAGCAAUUCUACAGAUGCAUGAAUGAGAAAAACUUAAAGCAACUACGUGAUCACAUCUCAGAAGACUGCUACAUUGAAGAGUGCUCUUUCCACACACCAUUACACGGCAAAAAGGAGGUUAUGAGCUUUUUUGAGCAGCUAACUGCAGGCAUGGGCCAAAAUGUUGAGUUCAUUUUACGACACGUAUGCGAAGGAGAUGAACUAACAGCAGCAGCAAACUGGCAUAUGGAAUGGAAAAACAAACAGAUCCCCUUCACCAGAGGCUGUAGCUUCUUCGAAUGCUCCAAAGAAGGAGAUAAAAUAAUAAUCAAGAAAGCACAGAUAGUUAUUGAAUCACCAAUCAAACCAGGAACACUAGUGCUGAGUAUGUUAAAGACGGUGACUUCACUAUUUGAUGGUUUCCCAAAACUUGCUGAAUGUACGUUAGCUUUCACCAUAUGUUUCAAAACCUCAGCAUAUCGUACAUGUCACAUAUAUUACAUAACAUAAGAUAUCUCUGAUGCAGGGUUCCUAAAAAGUCCUCAUAUUGUUUUGCGAUGGUUAUGGAAGAUAUACGCAUUACUUAUCGCACCACUUCUAGAAAGCUACUUAAGGCUUUGGAACCUUGCAGCGCGUAUACUUGGCCAUGCAUACUACAUUUUGCUUUACAUUGCAAAGUUUUUCUUCAACGAGGAAUAACAUUAGAAGGACAACUAAAUCACCUGU
Messenger RNA from Malus domestica (apple), 1131 nucleotides. The record is from RefSeq and is a predicted model, not a curated record. NCBI's taxonomy places the organism in Eukaryota, Viridiplantae, Streptophyta, Magnoliopsida, Rosales, Rosaceae.